AUGGAUCAAACAUUAACAAUAAAUGAUGAAUUACAUUCAACUGACAAUGAUAAAUCUGAAAAAAGAAUUACUUCACAAGAAACAGUAUCAUUUGUAGAAGUUCGAUCAUCAAGACGAAAGCGGCUGAUAUAUUCUAUAGUUGCAAUUAUUUUGAUUGUGGUCAUCGCUGUUUCAGUUCCAACUAUCAUUGUCACAACGAAGAAGAAAAACGUGACAGAGGUAUCAACAACAACAAUAAAAGCAGCAAUAUUCAAAACAGAAAUUUUGACCACCACAAAAACAACAACAGAAUCUAUGAUAUUGACAACAGAAACUUUGGCCAAAAACGUUCAUCCUGGUUGGAAACAAGAUGGAAUUACAGUUGCUGGAGGUAGUGGACAAGUUAAUCCGUUAAGUAUGCUUUCUUAUCCUGGUGGUAUCGAUAUUGAUAGUAAACUUGCAAUUUAUGCUGCUGAACGAGGAACCCAUCGUGUCAUUAAAUGGAAAUUGGAUGCAACAAUGGGCGAAGUCGUUGCAGGUGAUAAAGGAGCCGGGGAUAGGCCAGAUCAAUUAAGCUCUCCAAGCGAUGUGGUGAUUGACAAGAAGACAAAUACUCUCGUUAUUUGUGAUACUAAUCGAUUGAUGAGAGUGUUAUAUAUUGAUAAGAAACCUCAAUCAACAAUCAUCUUAUCCUAUAGAUGUGGGCAUAUAGCAAUCGAUCACAAUGGAACUAUUUAUAUGUCAGACUUUGUUUCCACAGACUCAACUGACCCCACAGGUUCAACGUACACAAUAAAACGAUGGAAUGAAGGAGAGUUACAUCCAAUAAUAGUUGCCGGUGGGAAUGAAUAUGGAAAUGCUUUAAAUCAGCUAUAUAAUCCUUCAUAUUUGUUCGUCGAUCAGGAUUAUUCAAUUUAUAUAUCGGAUACAUGGAAUCAUCGUGUGAUGAAAUGGGCAAAAGGUGCAAAAAAAGGAGUAAUUAUUGCUGGUGGGCAAGGUCCGGGAGAUAGUCUUACACAGCUAAACAAACCUGCAGGAUUAAUCGUCGACAGUUUAAAUAAUAUUUAUGUAAUUGAUUCAAAAAAUCAUCGAAUAAUGCGUUUCUCUGAAGGCUCUCGACAAGGUACUGUUGUUGUUGGUGGAAAUGGGUAUGGACGUGGAUCAAAUCAAUUCGAUAGUCCCGCUGAUCUUGCAUUCGAUAAAAAAGGCAAUCUGUAUGUUAGCGAUACUAUGAAUCAGCGAAUACAAAAGUUUUAUCUUAAUAAUUAA
Adineta ricciae is the source of this 1248-nucleotide messenger RNA. The record is from the annotation of a GenBank genome assembly. Lineage: Eukaryota; Metazoa; Rotifera; Eurotatoria; Adinetida; Adinetidae.